GAGCAGCCAGGUCGUCUUCCUGAGCCGCGGGCGCGGGCGGUCCCGACUCCGCGCCUCCGGGGAGAGAGGCCAGCGGGCCCGCAUCCUGUCAGUGAGGCUUGAGUCCGGGCUGCCGCAGCCGCCUCCCUCUGGUGCCUGCGCCGCCCUGACGAGCCGCGGCCGGGGCACGGAGGACUGAGCGGCCCGGGGAGCCGAGACCGCUGGAGACGGGGGCGGCGGCGCACGUUUGGGGUCUACUGGAGCCAGAGGAGUCUGAGGGACCAUGUCCGGGAGGAACCUCCACCUCUCCACCACCGAACGCGUCAUUAAAGCUGUGCCCUUUCCUCCAACCCAGCGGCUUACUUUGAAGGAAGUAUUUGAGAAUGGGAAACCUAAAAUUGACCUUUUGAAAAACCAUUUGGUGAAGGAAGGGCGACUGGAAGAGGAAGUAGCCUUAAAGAUCAUCAAUGAUGGGGCUGCCAUCCUGAGACAAGAGAAGACUAUGAUAGAAGUAGAUGCUCCAAUCACAGUGUGUGGUGACAUUCAUGGACAAUUCUUUGACCUGAUGAAAUUGUUUGAAGUUGGAGGAUCACCUAGUAACACACGCUACCUCUUUCUGGGUGACUAUGUGGACAGAGGCUAUUUCAGUAUUGAGUGUGUGCUGUUUUUAUGGAGUUUAAAGAUUAAUCAUCCCAAAACAUUGUUUCUGCUUCGGGGAAAUCAUGAAUGCAGGCAUCUUACAGAAUAUUUUACCUUCAAACAGGAAUGUCGAAUCAAAUAUUCUGAACAGGUGUAUGAUGCGUGUAUGGAUACAUUUGACUGUCUUCCUCUUGCUGCCCUCUUAAACCAGCAGUUUCUUUGUGUGCACGGAGGGAUGUCACCUGAAAUUACUUGUUUAGAUGACAUUAGGAAAUUAGACAGGUUUAAAGAACCUCCAGCCUUUGGGCCAGUGUGUGACCUGCUUUGGUCUGAUCCCUCAGAGGAUUAUGGCAAUGAAAAGACCUUGGAGCACUAUACCCACAACACUGUCCGAGGGUGCUCUUAUUUUUACAGUUAUCCUGCAGUUUGUGAAUUUUUGCAGAACAAUAAUUUGUUAUCAAUAAUCAGAGCCCACGAAGCCCAAGAUGCUGGGUAUCGAAUGUACCGGAAGAGCCAAACAACAGGCUUUCCAUCACUCAUUACAAUUUUCUCCGCCCCCAAUUACCUAGAUGUCUAUAACAAUAAAGCUGCUGUGUUAAAAUAUGAAAACAAUGUCAUGAAUAUCCGGCAGUUUAACUGUUCUCCACACCCCUACUGGCUUCCAAACUUUAUGGAUGUUUUCACGUGGUCUUUGCCUUUUGUUGGGGAGAAAGUCACAGAGAUGCUGGUUAACAUUCUCAACAUAUGCUCUGAUGAUGAAUUGAUUUCCGAUGAUGAAAUUGAAGGAGGCACUACAGUUCGAAAGGAGAUCAUCAAGAAUAAAAUCAGAGCCAUUGGGAAGAUGGCACGGGUCUUUUCAAUUCUUCGGGAAGAGAGUGAGAGUGUGCUGACUCUCAAGGGCCUGACUCCUACAGGUACACUUCCUCUGGGUGUCCUCUCAGGAGGAAAGCAGACUAUUGAGACAGCCACAGUAGAAGCGGUAGAGGCCCGGGAAGCCAUCAGGGGGUUUUCGCUUCAGCACAGGAUCCGGAGUUUUGAAGAAGCCCGAGGUCUGGACCGAAUUAAUGAGCGGAUGCCACCCCGAAAAGACAGCCAGUACCCUGAUGGGCCAGUGAAACUGGUAACCCCUGUACAACCAAAUGCUGUGCACAGGAGCGACAAGGGAAGAAAAGCCAGUAGUGACUCAGAGUCCUCCUGUGGCCCAGCAGGUGGAUCCAAACCUUAACCAAUUUUAUUUAUUUAUUAUUGGAAAACAAACAUAAACAACUUAAACCUGGAGGUGCAUUCAUAAUACACUCUGCAUUUAUUCUGUAAGAAAGGUGACCAUUUUAUAAAUUCUUUUAAUUUAUGUUUAAUAUAUAUAAAAAUUGCAUCUGUUUUGUUUUUCCCAUUUUUUCCUAAUUUUUAGGAAUUGAUCUGAUUGUCUGACACAUAUGUGAAGUCUUGUGCUAUAAAGGGGACUUUCCCCUAAUAAAAGGGCCUUGGAAACCACCACCCUGGGUUUCUGACUUGAACUAGCCAGCCUUUUCUCUUGUUUUUGGAAAGCAAUGUCUUUUAUUUCAGACUAAUAACUUUUCGAAUACAAGGAGGUUUUUCUUUUCUUUUUUUUUUUCCCUUUCUACAGGGUACCAUUGAAGAAGAUCUCUCAAAUUUCAGUGGCUAAAACUUCUCUUCUUAUGGAAAACUUGAUUAUAGUAGAACUUCUAAGUGACUAACUCAAACCCAGUGAUUUUAAGGGCCAAGGGGAAUAUUUUCCGUAAUAACCUACUUUCUUCUGGACUCUCAGUUCCUUUUAACAUAUUCAGUAAGGCAAAAUAAAAAAUAAUGAGGGAUUUUCUUAGAAUUAUUUAAAAUUAGUUCAUUGAACCAUGUACAUGAUUGGUUUAAACUUCCCAUAGAACUUGGGAGGUUUCUUAACUGUUGCCAGAUCCUUUUGCUUUCAUCUUUGAACCCCAGGUGAUUUAUCCCAACUGCAAAGGAAGCUGCAUUUGUAAAUAUUUUAUAAAUGCCCUCUGUAGAACCUGUGGCAGUAAGCAUCAUCCAUGCCUUUCUGUGUUAUUUCAUCAGCUAUUGCAUCUCUUCUCCCCAUCAUCCUCCUAUUUUUCUAUGUCAGCAUUUUGAAACUAACAGGGGUAAUGGAAACUGAUGAAGGUGGAAUGAUCCCCUUGUGAAUUGGAAGUCUUGCUAAAGGGCAUUGGAUGAGGGAGGAUUUCCUAGCUUCUAUAUCAAUUACUGGGAUAUUUCUCCAUCUUUCAGUACUCAUUAGGUUGAACUGUCAGUCUCUGUCAGCAUAUUUUGAAAUACAAAAACAAAUGUUCAGACCUAAUGUUUGAAUAAUUUUCCCUUAGUUUUCCAAGUCAUGACCAACUAGUGAAGGAAAUUUUGGGAAUCCUUAGGCUCGCAUUUUGGUUUAGCCUGGUAGCAGGUGCCAUAAUACUCAUUGGUUGUCUUUGCAAUGAAUGUACAUGUCUGGGCAAUACUACACCAAAGUGCAUAUUUAUGAAAUUCCUUAAUGUCAUUUGGGAUGUAGGAGUCCAGCAUUGAAGCAAUUAUCUCAGACAGUAGUACUUUAUGUUGGGAGCUUCAGGGACGUCAGAAACCUUCUUCAAAAAAACAUAAUUUCAGGGCCAGCCCAGUGUCCUAGUGGUUAAGUUCACACGCUCCACUUCGGCGGCCUGGGGUUUGCGGUGUCAGGUCCCGGGCGCAGACCUAUGCACCACUUAUCAAGCCAUGCUGUGGCAGGCAUCCCACAUAUAAAGUAGAGGAAGAUGGGCACGGAUGUUAGCCCAGGGCCAGUUUUCCUCAGCAAAAAGAGGAGGAUUGGCAAUGGAUGUUAGUUUAGGGCUAAUCUUCCUCACCAAAAAAAACAAAGAAACAUAAUUUCAUUAGAAUAAUGAAGACUUAGCCCACCUAUCUCUAUUUUUCUAUACCUUUUGCUAACAGUUCUCAGUUUGUUUAUGACAGAAAUAAAAGCAUUUUGGGGAUUGGAAUCUGGUGGCAUGUAUUGCUUGUUAAUAAACAAGAUAGGAAGGAUAUUGGGGAAGGAGAUAAAAGAUCUCUUAUUGGGUUGUGAGUAAUACCUGUGAAAGAAGGGAGAAAAAGUCUUGAGUAGCUGUCUUUACUGAUCAUCAUUUCUUUGUACUCAAGGAGGGAAUUCAUCACCUGGAUAUCCUCAUAUUCCUGUCUCCUCCAAUCCCAGUAUAGAAAAGACGGCUGUUUUGGAAGUCUCACCUAAUGUGAAAGUCAGUCAGUCAGUCCAAUGACAGAUUUGAUAGCCACAAUCCACAAGCAGAAACCACUCUUAAACGCUUCAAUCAGCAGGCAAGUAGUGAAAUAGUUAUUACAAAUCCUUAUAAGCAAAAAAUAAUAUUGUACUAGUAAAAAGGAUGAUUAUUCAGGAAUUAUGUCUUCAUUAUCUUCUCAAAAAGAAGUAGUAGAAUAAAGCAAGUUUCUUUGACAGACACUUGGCAAAAGGAUGUAUUUUACAGGUACCGUUUGAGCUGAUGAAGGAUCAGCCAGAGUAGAGAGGUAAGAAGUCAUGAUUCAAGAAAAUCGGAGUAAGUUUAAUAUAGAGCAACAACUUCUUGAGGGAAGUUAGGUUUGAAAAUUCUGUUGAAUUUUAAAGGUAAAGGUAUUAUGUUCUGUAGAACGCUGGAAUGUGUAUUUCAACAAUUUAGAAAGUUGUGUGGUGUGUCUAUAUGGUACAGAUAGCCUCUUAAAGUGAGACCAUCAAUCACUUUGCACCAGUGACUCAAGACAGUGUAGAAGGCAUGAACCUUAGGAAUAUACUGGAAUAACAGGACUUGUUCUCACUUUAAACAUUGUUGGAGGGUUUUAACAUAUUUUUGAAGGUUUUAAUCUAAACAGUAGCCCCUAAGAUGGCUGGUUGCCUGCCCUGGGUUUGCGUAGGACUAUUAUUCCUGCCUAGGGCCGUCAUUUCAGACAUUGUAAUUGCUGUCAGAGCUCUGCAGUAUUGCUGUUUUCAAAGCCUCUUCUGUUUUAUUAAAUCUUCCCUGCUGCUUGGUCUAAAGAUACUGAAAAUACUUUUUUUCUUGCUCUCCUUCACUUUAAGGUCCACAGGGACCUUAUUUUUUUCAACUUCUCAUCUGGGGUGGGGGUUGGGGAAGCCCCUUUCAUCAGUUCCCUAGACAUGUCAGAGGGCUCCUUUGUGAACUCUUGUGAAGUACCAUUUUAGAAAUGACACUUCCGGGCCGGCCCUGUGGCUUAGCGGUUAAGUGCGCACGCUCUGCUACUGGCGGCACGGGUUCGGUUCGCAGGCGCACACCGACUCGCCGCUUUCCCGGCCAUGCUGAGGCCAUGUCCCACAUACAGCAACUAGAAGGAUGUGCAACUAUGACGUACAACUAUCUACUGGGGCUUUGGGGAAAAAAAGGAGGAGGAGGAUUGGCAAUAGAUGUUAGCUCAGAGCUGGUCUUCCUCGGCAAAAAAAAAGAAGAGGAUUAGCAUGGAUGUUAGCUCAGGGCUGAUCUUCCUCACAAAAAAAAAAAAAAAAGAA
Molecule: messenger RNA, 5134 nt
Organism: Diceros bicornis minor
Lineage: Eukaryota; Metazoa; Chordata; Mammalia; Perissodactyla; Rhinocerotidae
Gene: PPP3CC
Product: protein phosphatase 3 catalytic subunit gamma
Exons: 14
Coding region: 263-1843 (526 amino acids)
Biological process (GO): calcineurin-mediated signaling
Cellular component (GO): calcineurin complex; cytoplasm
Molecular function (GO): calmodulin-dependent protein phosphatase activity; calmodulin binding
Source: RefSeq, a predicted model, not a curated record